This is a messenger RNA of Purpureocillium lilacinum, 1011 nucleotides long. RefSeq lists its product as uncharacterized. Lineage: Eukaryota; Fungi; Ascomycota; Sordariomycetes; Hypocreales; Ophiocordycipitaceae. The record is from RefSeq and is a predicted model, not a curated record.
AUGAGUUCCCGGUCCUCGUCCCCGACGCCGUCGGGCGAGUUCCAAAACGCCCGCUCGGCGUCGCAGCCGAGCUCCGACGACGACGGUGGCGACGAGUAUGACGAGCGCGACCACACCAGCACAGACCCUUCCUCAAUAUCAUCGGGUGACAGGAAGGACAAGGAGCAGCAGGAACCAAAGCCGCGGCAUGGACAGGAGGAGGAGGAGCAGCAGCAGCAGCAGCAGCAGCAGCAGUCGCAACAGCAGGAACAGCAGCCCAAAGAGAAUGCAGAGCAGAAGAAGACGACGAAAAACGACGACGACGACGAAUACCAAGAAAACCCGCCCAUCACCAUCCCCAAAAUCCAGCCCAUCACGCCCCCUCCGUCGUCCGCCUCGCACGAGCCGCCCGCCGUGCUCGCGCGCGGCCUCGAGGGCAAGUUCGUCGACGAGUUCGGCAACGUGCUGGGCUGGGACGGCACCGUCCUGGGCCGCGCCGAGGGCGACCUCCCGUCGCUCAUCGGGCGGCCCGUCGACUACGACGGCAGGAUACGUGACACCGACGGCCACGUCGCGGGCUACGUGUCGGAGAACUUCUCGCGCCCGCCCGUCAAGGAGCUCGGGUGCGGGCUCACGCUCGACGCCGACGGCAGCAUACACGAUGAGAGCGGCGCGGUCGUGGGCAGGAUCAAUCCCGGGGGCGCGUCUGCUGCGGGUGCUGGUGGGCAGAGGAGUGGCGGCGGCGGUGAAAAGGGUCGAGGCCAGGAACAACAGCAGCAGCAGAAGCCAUCCACAUCACAAUCACAACCACAGGGACAAUCGCAACCACCGCCCCAGGCGCACCCUACGCAUCACGAAACGCAGUUCAACAUCCCCUACCGCAGCGCCAGCGACCACCCGAGCCCCAUGCCCGCCGCGCCGAGCCCGUCGGAGAUAUACCUGGAUGUCAAGUCGACGCGCGACGGCAUCCAACUCAUUAUCAAGAUACCCACCAUCUUCAACAGAGACUCGCAGAGCCAGCCGCCCGGAUAG